CAUGCUGGGUGUGGAAAUGUGCCCUAGUUUGGCCCUGGGACCCCCGAGACGGAGCGACCGCUGCCACAGAGAUGAAGCCCCAGCACACGCUCUCGCUCCUCGACUGUCGCCCGCUGCAGAGACGGCUGGAACGCCUCAGAACCGCGUCAGAAUGGAGCUGGAGAACGCAGCCCUGUGGAAACAGUUCAGCACGGUGGGCACUGAGAUGAUUGUCACUAAGAAGGGCAGGAGAAUGUUUCCUCAGCUGCGAGUCAAGCUGUCAGGGCUCAACCCGUCUCUGCGUUACAUUCUUCUCUUAGACAUCGUUCCUGUGGAUUCCUCUCGCUAUCGGUUUCAGGACAGCAGCUGGCAGGUGUUCGGCGGAGCGGAGGCUCGUCUGCCGGAUCGUGUCUUCAUCCACCCGGACUCACCCGCCACCGGAGAACACUGGCAGAACCGCACUAUAUCCUUCCACCGGGCCAAGCUCACCAAUAACACUCUGGACGCACAAGGAUAUAUCAUUCUCCACUCUCUGCAUCGAUACCAGCCGCGGGUUCAUGUGAUUGAGGCCCGAGACGUGCUGAUGUGGGGCAGAGCACAGCACUCCUUCAGCUUCCCUGAAAUGCAGUUUAUUACCGUCACUGCGUACCAGAACAGCAAGAUCACCGAACUGAAGAUAAACUCAAAUCCUUUUGCGAAAGGCUUUCGAGAGUAUGGCAUGAACUGCAAGAAACAAAGAGAUGCCAGACUAAAGAGGAAAAUUACGUCCAGUCAAGAGGAAUCUUUGGAUAUUGAGUCAUGUGACCCAUGUGAUUCCACGGAGCUCCUCCCACAGUCGGUGGAAAUCCCAAGCUCCGCCCUCUCCAUGAUAAACACCGCCCUCCCAUUAACAGACUCGGGUUUCCACACAGAAGUACCAUCUCUCCCAGAUCAGACCGUCUCUGACCAACCCCUCGCGCUUGGACAGGCCUUCUUGAGCUCUGAGAUUCCCUCCUCAAUGGAGAGUCAACAACAGACAGCCUCUGAAAACAAUGUAAACAACACACUGAUGGAUGGGUCUGGACAAAUGAUGGGCCUCUCCGGAUACUCCUCAGCUUUCCCCACUCCUCAGCUCAGCUCCUCUUUGCCUCAGUCGUCUUCCAUCUAUUCCGUGGUUUCCUCCACACAGAGCUCUGACCUGGAGCUCCCGCCGUCCUCAACCAUUCCCUCACCCACAUACUCCUCUAUGCCUCCAUCGGACUAUCCUGGUCUGAACACCUCCACGACUAUGCCCUCCUCGACAACCUCUCCUCCAGGCUCUUCAUACCCUCCCAUCUCUCCGUACCUGCUCCCCUCUUCAUCCUACUACGCUCUUCUUCCGACAGACCAAUCCCAGGACAACCUAAGCCCUCAUACGUCCACAAAUCCACCUUUCCAAUCCAUCCCCCCCUCUUCUUGUCAAGGUUCUGGGUUAACGAUUGACCCUGGCCGAAAUCAAGUGGAUGAUGGAAGAUUAGGCUCAUCCAAUGCAAUGACUCCUGCAAUCCAAAACCCAACCCAAACGGCCUUUCCCUUCCCUCCGGUGCAGUCCUCAAAUGACCCCGAUCCAUCAUCCCCUCCGUGUAGGAGUCUAUCCUUCCCCCCAGUGCCGCAGUGCAACCCAAUUCCCACUCCUUCCGACCCAAACUCGACUCCAGCUGCAUUCCCCUUCCCUCCGGCAGCACAGUCCACUCCUAACUCUAUGAUGACAGCUUCAAACCCGAACCCGACGCUCUUCUCCUUCCCCUAUGUUCAGCAGAACCCUAGCCUCAGCUUGAGUACCUCUGGACCUGCUCAAACUCCAGCCACUGGUUCUUUUCCAGUUUCCCAAUCCUCAUCCAUCCCAACAGUUCCAAACCCAGUUUAUCCAACAACUGGAUCUUUUCCCUUCCCUUCCACCAAUUUUAGCCAUCAAGGCUUGGUGCAAUCAGUUUCCAACGCACUGCACACUUCCGCAGCAUACGCCGUCCCUUUAUUCCCUGCACCCAAACACACUGCUCCUGCUCCUCUCCCAAACCCUGCUCACACUUCUUACCCACAUCCGCUCCAGAGCCUGACUCUGCCCUCAUCUAGCUCCAUCCACUGUGUCCCUGCCAUCCCAAACACAAUCCAAAUUCAGUCUGCCUUUACCCAGUCAUUCCCUAAUCCCUCCUUCCCUCACAUCCCAGCCCAAACGGCAAACCCUGCUCAAAUUCCAUCCCAGUCCUUUCCCCCAAUCCACAGCUCUCAGUUACUGUCUCAGUUUAAUCCAGCCUCGACCCAUCCGCAAUGCCCUUCCUCUUCAAACGCCUACCCCGCCGUAGCUCGCUCUGAGAUAGGCAGCUUCUCGCAGCUCAAUUCCUAUCUGCCAGAUGUGGUACUGCACCCUUCUUUGCUCCCUUCCCUAGACUCCUCGCUCUCCUCCUCUGCUCCCCCGUCCCUUUAUAACCCUUUUCCUUCCUACUCACUCCGUCUUUGCCAGGAUCCUCGGUCCUCCCUGCAUUUACCCCUAAGGCAUAUUUACACACAGCCACAGCAUGCUCAUGCUCAAGGGUCUUACUUUGACCUUGGUGCAAGAGCAGUAUUCUGAGA
This is a messenger RNA of Sinocyclocheilus rhinocerous, 2568 nucleotides long. Its product is annotated as T-box transcription factor TBX6-like. Gene Ontology annotation, molecular function: DNA-binding transcription factor activity, RNA polymerase II-specific; RNA polymerase II cis-regulatory region sequence-specific DNA binding. NCBI's taxonomy places the organism in Eukaryota, Metazoa, Chordata, Actinopteri, Cypriniformes, Cyprinidae. The transcript is spliced from 8 exons. Gene Ontology annotation, cellular component: chromatin; nucleus. The record is from RefSeq and is a predicted model, not a curated record. Gene Ontology annotation, biological process: morphogenesis of embryonic epithelium; positive regulation of DNA-templated transcription; cell fate specification. Bases 2 to 2566 code for a protein of 854 amino acids.